AUGACAUUUGAUAAUACUUCUUCUAAAUACAUGUAUGGGAGAAACAGUAUUAACCAGAGAGAAGAGAGCUCCUCACUGAAGGCAAAGCAUGCUUCAGAGGUGAAGAGCAUGCACACACAGAAACUCAAGGUUACUUGCAAACCACCUCAGAGUUCACCAUGUCAGCUUAAAGCCUCUAUAUCUUCUGCUGAGGGAUUUUCCUCUCAUUUUGAAAACGUUCCCAAGAGAAGUGAUAAUGUUCUGGAGCUUUGUGUAUCCUUUACAUUCUUCAGUGCCGUCAUUUGGAGGGCCGGGGACGAUGAAGAAAGGUGUGAGAAAUAGUCAGCUCUGGUUGAGGAACUAUUCAUGCUAAAGUACAAAAUCUUGCGUUUGGAACUGAUUCAUUACCAAAGUAGCGUUAAAGAAGAACUGACAGCUGGAGAAGCUGAUAAAUACUGGAAAACGAAAGAGUUGACUUUUUCUAUGGACACUCCAGUUCAGCAACGUGAUAAUUUCAACGCGGCUUUAGAAAGCCGGUACAGUGGAGACCAUGUGGUCGUUUUCCCAGGAGAAUACAAGGCUGUAAACUUAUCCCUGUUAACUAAAGACAUUAUUAUACGUGGAACUGGAAAACCAGAAGAACCCGUGAUUAUUUCCAAACCCCCUUAUGAAUUUGUGGUAUCAAAAGCCCAAGAUACAAACCUAACGCACCUGAGGUCGGUACAGCAGAGAAUAGUCAACGGUGUCGUGGCUGCCGAAUCCGGGCAGGUGACUAUAGCAAAUUGUGUACGAAGGUGUGAAGGAACUGGCAUCUGGCUCACUGGGGCUUCUCUGACCAUCACGGAUAGCGAGAUUACUGGAGCUCAGGGCGCUGGUGUUGGGCAGUAGCCAAGAAGCACAGCCAUCUUAGAGAGUGACAAAAUUCAUCACCGCAAUAGUACCAGAACCAGUGAGACCUCACAUCAUAGCCAGGGCAGCAUUGAAGUUAAGUCUACAGAAAAGUCUACAUCAGCAGAGAGGACUGUGGAGUUUACUGCAUCAGAUGAUGCAGAGGAAGAUACACACUCCAAAUUAAUCCCAGAUUUAAGUUUGGAGAUGAACAGUGAUACACGUGAUGAUAUCAAAGAUAGCUCUCUAAUUCAUAGCUGGAUAUCUAAGCUUCAUGUGGCAUUUGGCUUUUAG
Molecule: messenger RNA, 1161 nt
Organism: Nipponia nippon (crested ibis)
Lineage: Eukaryota; Metazoa; Chordata; Aves; Pelecaniformes; Threskiornithidae
Source: RefSeq, a predicted model, not a curated record